GGGACCAGAAACAUAUUAUCUUUAUUGGCCUAAACGCUUCACGCAGUACGGCUAAUGUACUGUAUGGCCUCCAACUGGACGUCAUGCCAUAUCACACAGUGUGUUAUCAACAGCAGUUGUCACAUGGUCGGACCUGCCCCCACCAGGGUGUAGCAGUCUUCUGAUACAGUGAUCAGCAAAAUGGAGGUGAGAGAUGGUCCGCAAGAAACGACGCCGUCGCAGUCUGUCAUUAUGUCUAAACGAACUAAGAAGUUUGUUCGGCGUUUCAUCAGGGGAUUUGCAAGUGGCUUGGCGUUGUAUUCUGGAUUUAAAACUGUCACGGCUCUAACGAAAAAUCCGUUCCGACGUGGUCUACCGCUGAUCCCCGGACAGAUCUUGAGCUCGGACUGCGUCAGGUUCUCCACGUUCCUGGGCCUGUAUCCUAGCGUGUACCACCUGGCCGUGGACCUCCUCAAGAAAUACCGAGGAAUCAAUGAUGGGUGGAACUACGGACUUGCAGGGGGCAUGGCCGGACUCACUAUCAUCGUGGACGACCAUAGCAGGAGAAGCGUGGUGGCGUUGUUCGCUGUUGCCCGAGCACUCGGAGCUGGGGUAUCGACUCUGGUGACCCGUCAACUUCUCCGAAAGGUUCCAUACAGUGAAACAAUGGCCUUCUGUUUGUGUUGUGGUUUUCUUGUGUACUGUACGGCCUUGAGACCCAGUGUACUUGCCAAAGGGUAUUACCAUUCUAUCUUGAAAUGGUCACGUGACUACACAAACGCGAAGCUGGACCUCCUGUUCAGGUUGCCUAGCGACCAUUUCAUAUCCUGCCAGGAAGGAGGUCUACACGCAGACUCGUGCACCCGACAUGCAUUCUGGGAUUUCCUGUGCAGUAUUUCAUCUUUUGCGAAGCUCUAUUUUCCCAUCCAUGUCACCCCUAUAGUCAUCUUUCGCCGUCACCUCAUCGUGGAGAAACCAAAAGUCGUCAUUCUAUCGCUGUUGAGGAAUCUGGUCAUGUCAAGUGCUUUCCUUUCAACAAUGGUCAUGUUGGCCAAGUACGUCAUAUGUCUCCAGCGCAACUUCAUCCGGAAGCCACCUCCAUUACCUCCCUUUGUCCCGAUCGUAGCCGGCUUCGUGUGUGGUCUCGGGGUGUUGUUCGAGAGGGAAAGUAGACGGAAGGAGUUGGCCUUGUUCCUCGUUCCACAUUCCCUACAUGCACUAUACAAUAUGGAGGUGAAGUCCAAGGUUAAGGUCCUAUCCCGGAUCCCCCACGGCUAUGUAAUUUUGUAUUCAAUGUCCAUGAUGGUUAUUAUGCAUGCAUAUGAACGCCAACCAGAGUCGCUCACUCCUCUUAUCAACGGACUAUUGCGUUUCUUUGUUGGUAGACGAAAAGUGGACUGCAAGAAAGCAAAACAAGCAUAGUGCGCUUCCGGUUAUAUUGCAAAUUAGUUUUGGCAGUUUCGGUGGCUUUGUUUGGUUGUUUAUCUUACUGUAGUCCAAGGAAGUGUUAUUAAUAUCUUGUUGGGUUCUGUUCAAAGCAGUCUAAGUGCUACGAAAUGUGCACGUCAGUAUGUUAUAACACUGUUUAUCUUACUCAUACAAGGAAGGCUGAGCAUGUUGUCCUGUUGAUCCAAUAUGAAUCGGUUGCUCAUGUUGACUCAGUAGGUUUGCAAAAGUGGUCGUACAUAUCAAUUUGAAUACAUAAAAACUGGAACCAUUCUCACUCACUUUUAUGUAUGAACAAUCAUUCAUAUCCAGUAAUACUGCUUCUCCACAGAGAUUAAUCUCCUUGAAUGGAUAAUAAUUGUUAAUAUCACUAUUCAACCAGCUUUAAAUGAGGGCUAUCUUCCACAGCCUGGAGCUAAGUUACAGCAUCCACUUUGUUUCGAGUGCAAUUUUAAUCUCGUCUCCCUUUAAUAUUGAAUAUUAUUGAGACUAGUGGAGAUGUUUGCUAACGAGUUGUAUUCCCGCUAACCAUAAGGCGAGCUAGCCAGUUAUCAGCAGUAUGCUAUAUUAAGCCCAGACUAAAUAUAUAGAAAAAUCGUCAGUUAGUUUAUCUGAACAGGUUUAUCUCCGUGAACUUUAAAGCGGAUAGUGGCCCACUUACACAAACUGCCUCGUCCACUAUAGGUCUGUGUAUAGAGUUUUUGUCACAGUAGUCUCCGGCCAUAACAUGCUCUAUCAAGUGUGCUGGGAUGUGUCAUGUGCCUUGCACAUUGCUUUAUCUGGCACAAACCAUGCCUAUAGGAUGCGACACUGUUGAUUGAUAAUAACCCGUCCUGGUUUGCCCGGACAAGGCCUAACUGCUCAACAACCAACUGUGAUAGGGAUGAGUUCUGUAUUUAUGUUUUCUCAGUGACAUAAUAUGUCCCUUUGAAGUAUUGAAAUUCUUCAUUUAAAAAACUAA
Molecule: messenger RNA, 2386 nt
Organism: Haliotis rubra (blacklip abalone)
Lineage: Eukaryota; Metazoa; Mollusca; Gastropoda; Lepetellida; Haliotidae
Exons: 4
Coding region: 181-1401 (406 amino acids)
Source: RefSeq, a predicted model, not a curated record